Messenger RNA from Dicrocoelium dendriticum, 366 nucleotides. The record is from the annotation of a GenBank genome assembly. NCBI's taxonomy places the organism in Eukaryota, Metazoa, Platyhelminthes, Trematoda, Plagiorchiida, Dicrocoeliidae.
AUGGGCACUGGGCGUCAGUGCUGGGGGGGGGAAGGGGGGGGUCGGGGGGGGGGGGCUAAGGCGGGGGGGGGGGGGGGGGGGGGGGGGGGGGGGGGGGGGGGGGGGGGGGGGGGGGGGGGGGGGGGGGGGGGGGGGGGGGGGGGGGGGGGGGGGGGGGGGGGGGGGGGGGGGGGGGGGGGGGGGGGGGGGGGGGGGGGGGGGGGGGGGGGGGGGGGGGGGGGGGGGGGGGGGGGGGGGGGGGGGGGGGGGGGGGGGGGGGGGGGGGGGGGGGGGGGGGGGGGGGGGGGGGGGGGGGGGGGGGGGGGGGGGGGGGGGGGGGGGGGGGGGGGGGGGGACCUUUUGGAGUCGGGCAGUGCUGGGACAUAA